This is a messenger RNA of Salpingoeca rosetta, 633 nucleotides long. RefSeq lists its product as uncharacterized. The record is from RefSeq and is a predicted model, not a curated record. Gene Ontology annotation, biological process: vesicle-mediated transport. NCBI's taxonomy places the organism in Eukaryota, Choanoflagellata, Craspedida, Salpingoecidae. Gene Ontology annotation, cellular component: membrane. The transcript is spliced from 5 exons. The annotation marks the transcript as partial.
GAUGAAGAAUGAGAUUGAUGGGUGCUGUGGAGAGUACUGCAAGCUCACGCGCAAGCAGCGCAUGUAUGGCUUUGCGUACUGCUUUGCCAUCGGCUGCAUCCUCGGUUUGCUGGGUACGGCUCUCGUGGCCCUUGGUAACCUGACCGCGUUUGCCAUCUGCUAUUCCCUCGGCACCAUCAUGUCUCUCGCGAGUUCUUUGUUCCUGUGGGGGCCAUGGCAUCAGAUCAAGAACAUGUUCAAGGAGACGAGAUGGAUUGCGACAUGCGUGAUGCUUGCGUCGAUUGCAAUGACGCUUGUGUCUGCGAUUGUAUGGAAGAGCGUUGCGCUCGCCAUCAUCUUUGCAUUCAUCCAAUUCCUCGCCUUCUUCUGGUACUGCCUCUCCUACAUCCCAUACGCAAGAGCCGUGGCCCGCAACUGUAUGGGCUCGUGCAUGAAUGUGUGAGUGCGUACAGUGCCGCCAAACGGUAGUGGUGAUGGUCGUAGUCGUGCAAGCGUGUGUGCGGCUGAUCAAACGGCUUGUGUUACGUGUGCGAACGGUGAAGAGGGGGGGGGGGUGGAGGAAAGGCAGGUGCAAGAGAAGUUAAGGGGGCGGGGAAGAGGGGGGGGGGGAGUACAAGAAGCGGAUAAAGAGAG